AUGCCCGUCAAAGUUCUCGAAGAAAAAGUUGUCUUGGAACAUCCCUCCGGCUCUUCUGCUGAAGUUUACUUCUAUGGAGCUACCGUGACAAGUUGGAAGUAUCAGGAGAAAGAACGUCUGUUCUUGAGCGAAGACACUCAUCUCGAUGGAACGAGCGCUAUACAUGGGGGAAUUCCUCUAGUUUUCCCGCAAUUCGGCAAGGCAUCAAAUCCAUCUGCCGAGACCGCUGAACUUCCGCAACAUGGUUUUGCUCGCGUUUCCAGAUGGGAAUGGCAGGGUAUUUCUGUUGAUAGUGAUUCACAAGUUUCUGUUAGGUUUAGACUUACGGAUGCCCAAGUGCCCGAAGCCCUUCGUCAAAAAUGGCCCAAAAAAUUUAGACUCAUUUGUACGGUGACCUUAGCUGCAGAAACUUUAACCAGCACAAUUGAAGUUAAAAAUGAGGAUACCAAAUCAUUUGAUUUCAAUACGCUUUUUCAUACUUAUUAUCUCGUUCCGGAUAUUUCCAAAGUGUCGAUCAAGGGACUCUCUAAUGUCACAUACUUCGAUAAAGUUGCCAAUGGACCAGAGACCUUGGAUACCGACGACUCGAUAACAAUCGAUCGAGAAGUGGAUCGAAUCUAUAUCGGUGUCCCAAACGAUGAUGUUUAUAUUGACCUGGGAUAUGGUACUUCGGGGAACUUUAUCUUGAAAACGAUUAAUCUGAAAGAUAAAGUCGUUUGGAAUCCAUGGAUCGAUAAAUCACGGAGAAUGUCCGGUUUUGGAGAUGAGGAGUAUAAAAAAAUGGUUUGCGUGGAGCCGGGAACCGUUUCAUCAUACAUAACCUUGAAUGUUGGUGAGACUUGGGAUGGUGGACAGACGUUAAGCAUUAUUCCAUAG
Messenger RNA from Acaulospora colombiana, 876 nucleotides. Lineage: Eukaryota; Fungi; Glomeromycota; Glomeromycetes; Diversisporales; Acaulosporaceae. The record is from the annotation of a GenBank genome assembly.